Molecule: messenger RNA, 4549 nt
Organism: Schistosoma curassoni
Lineage: Eukaryota; Metazoa; Platyhelminthes; Trematoda; Strigeidida; Schistosomatidae
Source: the annotation of a GenBank genome assembly
GAAAUAGCGCCUUAUAUGAAGACUUUCCAACCUUUCGCGCCACCUUUAUAAACGUUAUAGCCAGCAAGGACCUGGAACGCGUCAUCACACUUAUAUUCCAACUAGUCGAAGACUUUUCGGAGAUUCUGUUUUUUGUGACUCAGAUAUACUUCUCUGACCUUUGUCAUUUCUCAACGAAUUGUUAUUCAUGUCAUUAAACAUUCAUCCUCAGUCAUUUGACUUGUAUGGUAAAAACCUCAAGUUAUUAGCCGAAAAACUGAGAAAAAACUGGAUGCAGAAACUGUCGAAUUCUGACCAAACAGAUGACUCUUUAACUAGUUUAACUUGGUUAUAUGAUGCUAAUCCAGUUUCAAUGAAUCCGGAAGCCACUGCUCAUUUUGAGGGAAAAGAAUUUAACGUGUGUUUAUCUCUCUAUGAUAAUUACAAUAGAUAUUCCUGCAGCGGGAAUCAACCCAUCACAGGUAGCUUGUUAGAUCCUCAAGUACGACUAGAAUAUCGGACGAAAUGGACUGGCAAGCCGCCUUUUUCUUAUGCCACACUUAUUUGCUUGGCAAUGCGCGAACUUGGUAAACCAAAAGUCACAUUAUCAGAUAUAUAUGGUUGGAUAAUGAAUAACUUUGCAUAUUAUCGCCACACAGAUUCUAGCUGGCAGAACUCUGUGCGUCACAACCUUUCACUCAACAAAUGUUUUGAGAAGGUUCCUCGUGAUAAGGGUGAAAGAGGGAAGGGUGGUUUUUGGAGAGUGAAUCCAAGACAUAUUGAUUGGCUUGAAGCUAAUUUAGCCAAAUGUCGACGGGCUGCACCUCCUCCAGGACCUCCACCUCCAAUCCCAAGGUCCAUGUUACUACAACAACGUAAAAUGCAACAGCAAAAUCAGUGUCAGCAAGCACUAUUGCCAAGAAAUUUAAUGCUAUCUCCACCGUCUGUUUCGAUUGGCAAUCAUGCUACUACAAAUUCACCAUUCAAUGCAAACAUUUGUAUUUCUGAAUCUUCAAAUGACCCAGCUAAAACUCAUCAAAUUGCAGCUUUGUCACCAUCUUCUAACUCUUCCUUGUCAUCAUCUCCAUUGUCAUUCGCUUCUGUUGGCUCACCUGCGAAUUUACAGUCUGCUAGGAUUCCAAUAACACCAGGACAUACAACAUAUCCAAACGGAGUUCAUACACUUUUUAUGAACCGUAGUAUACAUUCUGAAUUGAACAACUCAUCAACUUUACCACCUCUUUCUUUAUCUGCUAAUAUAUCACAGUCAUAUUUAACACAAGCAAUACCAUGUCAUCGACGUAAAAGUCCUCUGUUUAAAAAUCACUUACAAGAAAGUAUUGCACAAAAUGCUAUAUUUGAGUCAGAUGAUGGUUUUUCUGACAAUGAGAUUUCUCAGUCUUUGGCUGAAAAUGCCCAUUCAACAACAAAUACAAUAAAUAAAUCACUCAAUAUACAUCCGAAAUUAAAUGUAUAUGAUCCAAAUCAUACCACGCCAAAUCUUCACUCAGAAUGUGCCAGAAAAACCCGAGUGAAUAAUAAUUCUAAUCUGAAUCCAUUUAGUUAUAAACGUCAGUCCCUACUACGCAAUAAUAAUAUUGACUUGUUGGAUCAGCAGUCAGAUUAUCAUUCAUCUUGUAAACCACGAUCCAAAGCUAGCCUGGAUAAGUCUCGAAUCAACAAUCGUAGUUCUAUUACUGAACGCUUUAAAAGAUCAAAAUCGAGACAAACUAUCAAACAGUGUGGAUCAAACGAAAUGAAAGCACUCCCUACUCGAGUGCUACCGCCACGGCAAAGGUAUUCCCGUUGGUCACUCCCUCGUCCACAUCCAAUCACAAUGAAUGACUUGGAAAAUAGCAAACAAGAAAAUGAGUGGAACGAUAGGAAUACAUUAGAAACUACUAAUAGACGAAAGGAAAGAAAAUAUGAAAAGGAUAAAGUGGCACAAUGGGAUCAUAGUGAUCACUUACAAAAAAAUGGACUAAGUCCAUUAUUAGAUUUUAUAGACAGUGAUAAUGAUGAUAUUAAUUGCAUAAAUGACAGCAUAACUUCCCAUAAUAAUUGGCCACCGCUAAACAAAGUUGAAAACCGUCUAGCAGACACGACAUCUGAUUACAUAAAUACAGAGUUGAGAAAGACAGAACUAGUUAAGAGUAAUACUUUAUCGUCUUGUGAUUUAUACAAGGAUUAUUGUUUACCCAAUUACAAUACAUAUUGUCAACCAGUAAACGAUUCGCAGUGCCAAUACAAUUCUAACUUCAUUACCACCAAUAACGAAGAAACUGUCAUUUUAUCUGAAUCUUUAUCGAAUUCUUCUGUUCCAGUCUUUCGUUGUCAUUCGAAUAAUAUUAAUUUGUAUUUCAGCUCAACAGAUAACUUUCAUUCUUCAUCAUAUAAUACCUAUGAAAAUCAGUGUUCACCACAUAAUAAUAAUAAUAGUGAUAAUGAUAAUGAUAAUAAUAAUAAUAAUAAUAGUGAUGGUCUGAGAACAUCACAGUCAACAGUAGAAUCGGAAUUUGUUAUGAAUGAUUCUAUUGAGAAAACCUACUUCUUAUCUAAAACAACUGAUAAUAAUAUAAUGAAUACACCAUCAACGACUGAUAAAUCAAAGUUGCCUAUUUGGGCGUCAGUAUUCUUGUCAGAUGAAAAUCAUAGUGAUCUGGACUGUUUAUUUAGUGACAAUAAACAUAAUGAUGAGUCUUUCAAUUUAUUUAGCAAUCAAAGUUUUGAAUCAGGCAUUCAUUCAAAUUCAACACUACGUUCGUCACCUAUAUCUUUAUCAUCACCAACUUCAUCAACUUUACCACCUUCUUCAUGUUCCCUGACCACAUCCUCCUUUUUAUUUAAGGCAGAAAAAAAUGAACAGGAUCUAUUUAUAAAUAGUUCUAAACAAACGACUGAUCCAUCAAGUAAUCGCUCUUCAACUGAUGAUAAUAACAACAGUAAUAAUUCCAUCUUAGAAGACCUUGGUUUGGACUCCGUUGAUCUAGAUUUCGAUUCAUUAAAUGAAUUAGUUGAAAAUAAUGAACAUAUUCCAUUGGAUAUUGACUUUAAUUUAACAGCUAGCUUUAAUAAUGACAAUUUUCUUGAUCCCUCUGAUUUGCCAUCACAAGAAUGGAAUAAUUCUCUGAUUAGCAAUACUACUGAUAAUCGCAGUAAUAUACCUGACAGUCUGCUAUGCAAUAAAGCCCAUCAGCAGAAACAACCUCAAUGGCCUGAAAAUUUGGCAGCUGAAAAUGAUACAAUGCAAGAAUUUAUUACAAAUGAUUCGUAUUGGUUAAACAACACGCAAACAUUUAGUGCGUCCAAAGGUUUAACGAUGUUUUUAUCUGAAUCAUCCGUUCAUAUGUUUGAAGAAAAUUUUACCGAAAAUGUAGAUAGAAUGUGUAAUGAAUGAAUGGGAGAUUAAAUAUUGAAGAAAAGACUGAGUUUGUCACAUUCUUCCAUAAAAUGUAAACAAAUAACUUGGAAAAGUUACAUAAAAAAAUUAUGUAAGUAUAUGUACUGUUCUUUCAACAGUUGACUGUUCUCUUGUAUAUUCAUAUUACUCAACUAAUUCUUAUAAAUUCAGUUUUUUUCGAAUGCUUUUUACUCUAUUCCAAUUUAGUAUAUUUAUUGUUACUGCUUACUUAAUAAACAACGUUAAUUUUUAACCUGGAUGUGAAAAAUAUCAUUAAAACUAUUGUAUGAUAAACUUCUAUGGAUUUAAACUCUCAUAGGGAACGGUGCUUCUGUUAAAACUAUGUUGUUAUAAUUUUAGCCUACAAAUGUAACUUUUUAUUCACCUAUAGUAUAUAUAUUCGUGUAACUUUAUUGCUUAUAAUUUGUUUUGUUUUCUAUUUAUUAUUAUGGCAGUUGAUUUUUGUUUAAUAUAGUUAGGAAUUUAUUGUCUUCCUCUUGUAAAACCUUACCAUUCACAAAAAUGUCAAAUUCGUUUACAGUCAGUAUACCUCUACAAGAAAAAUAUCUGAUACAUGUACCACUGUUAUGUUUCAUCAACGUGUUAAGUGAAUGGGACUUUUUGCUAUUUACAUUUUACAAUAAACUAGUAAAGAUUUCAGUGAUUGCUUAUAAAAUACUGAUAGUUUUUAAACAUAUCAAAAUAUAUGAUAUAUAUUCUGUAAUGUGUUGAAAUUGUCCAUUACAUGAAUUUUCAUGACUUUUCAUACCUCAAAUAUGAGCUUUGUUCUGACUUCCACUCUUCAUAUCAUAUAAACAUCUUAGUUAAACAGAGAUAUUAAAUGUGAAUGAAUACAAAAUCAGCAAAAUAAUAAAAAAAUAUUAGCUUUAUCAGUGAUAAAUGAUUUACUGUUUUUCUGUGAGACCUAAGAAGCACUUCAUUAGAGAUUGAAAGCUAUCACAGAACAAAAGAAACUAUACUACCCAUACAUAAACAUAUCUUCCGUUUAUCAUUCCUUUUUUACUACAUAUUUUUGCCUUAUAAAAAUUACAACACAUAUCAUUUUGAUUUCAGUUUAUCUCUAAUUAAUGUUUUUAUUAUACGAGUGUUAUAUAUAUGCUUUGUUUAUGCAUAAUUAGUAUAUUAAUAAUAAAUAUUAAUUGUUUCAUA